UGGCAAUGGCCAAGAAAUUACAUAAGAAGAUUUUAUAAGAUUUUAUACACAGAUAGUGAAAAGUUAAAGAUAAUUAUGAUAAAAAUUAUAUAUAGGUUUAGUACAUAAUAAAUAAACUAUUACACUAUUCUUGAACUCAAUGCAACAUGCACCUAGAAACAGAUCAAACAAAACUAUCUAAAACUAGCCAAAAUCUAUCAUCCUGAUAUUUAUAAGGGAAAUGAUACCAAUAGGUUAGAUUUUAAAUAUCAUUUUAGAUUCAAACUCAUUUAGGAAGCGUAUAAUACACUUAAGACUCCAGAGAAAAGACAAUCAUAUGAUCAAACUAUAUUUAAGGAGAGAGCAUUUGCAAAUUAAGAGAGGCCUUAAAGUAGUGAAUCCGAAGAAACUACAUAGAAUAAUGAAUAUACAGCCAAACAAACAAAAGAUGGAAUUAAUUUCACAUUCACAAAAAAGGAAUAUAAGGAUGCAACUGAGGAAAAGACUGUGGAAGAGGAGUUUAGGAAAUUCAUGUAGGAACCUCUAAAAAUAAAUCCAGAAGAAGUUAAAGUUUAUGAAAAUGUUGUUGCUAGACAAAUGACAAAGGAACAUAAGGCUUAAGAUGAAUUUAUUAUUGCUAAAGAAAAUAAAUGGAAAAUCUUCUUUUUUUAAGCACAUUAGAUUGGAUAUGCUUAAUAAGUUAAGGAAUAUAUUAAAGGUAUAAAUUAAUAGUGGUAAUAAAAAAAGAAUGAUACUGAAGAGAUGAGAUAAUUGAAAAAACAAAUGUAAAAGCGUAUUGCUAAUGUAAUAUUAUUUAUAUCAUUAAUUUUAGACUAUUUUCUUCAUUUUUAUUGGGUUAUCAUUACCAUUCUUUUACUCAGCUUUAGCAAGAAGACAAGAAAUUGAUAAAGAUUUUAAAGAAGAUUUAGAUUUUCUUUAUAAAGUAGCAGAUCAAAUGGAUUAUUUGGAAAUAUCAACAAGGUUUGUCUAUUGAG
This is a messenger RNA of Paramecium primaurelia, 974 nucleotides long. The record is from the annotation of a GenBank genome assembly. NCBI's taxonomy places the organism in Eukaryota, Ciliophora, Oligohymenophorea, Peniculida, Parameciidae.